Molecule: messenger RNA, 711 nt
Organism: Drosophila novamexicana
Lineage: Eukaryota; Metazoa; Arthropoda; Insecta; Diptera; Drosophilidae
Exons: 2
Coding region: 1-711 (236 amino acids)
Source: RefSeq, a predicted model, not a curated record
AUGAGUAAACUGGAUGAUCUUUUGGCCAAGAAGAAAACUGUGGUGCCAGUUUUAGAUCUGAGCCGCAGCAAUAUCCAAUCAAUUGAGGAGUUCAAGAGGCUAAUGGAAAAGGUGCCAGACUAUAAGAUGCGUCCGAUUAAAGUGCGUGCCGAGGAAAUAAAGAUACGGGAAAAGGAUUAUUCCUUCAAAAUGCCCAAAAAGGAGAUGCGCAAGCUACUGAAGCAUAACGGGGAGCGGGAGGCGCUUUACACCUAUGCCGAUCCAAUGCCCAGCGAAAUGAAGGAUGUUGUGCUCAUGGAACUGUGCGCUGUGCCCAUCGACUGGAAAAUGUUGACCACGCUGCGACCCAAGUCCAAGCUGGAAGAGGAGUACUUCAGUCGCAUGGUCGAGAUGGGCAAGCUGGAACUGAAGACCGAAGCACGGGACAGGCGCGAAUUCGCACUAAACAAUUGCAUCAGGAAAAUCAAAAACAAAUCGGGCAUUGUGGAAACGCGCCUCAUCACCUGCGAAUCGUGCGGCGAGGAAAUGUGCUGGGGUAAAUGGUGUGGAGACUUCAACUACGAUUUGUAUGUGCGCGUUGAGGCCAAAGUGCUUAAGCCGAAGCCCCUGGCGAAUACGGCCAACAAAACAAAGCUCAAUGGACGCAAGAAAUCGACCAUAGUUUCCACCAAAAUUAAAGUCAAGAAGUCACCAAGUGCAAAACAAAAUUAA